CAACGCAGAGUACAUAUAAAGUCCUUGGUUUUCUUGGAGUUAAGUGCCUAUACGAGUUGCAGGACAAAGAUGUCAUGAGGUCAGCAUGCACGGAGUCAGAGGAGUUUUCUCAAGAAACAAGGAUUGAUGGAGUUUCUUUUACGCCUGUUGAUUCAAACGCAUUGUUUGAAUUUCUUUGUGAAUGUGAACACAUAACAGGUCUUUCUUUUAACCAUUGCAAGUUUUUUGAUUAUCACAGCUGUCUUCCAGUAAAGGGUUUCCCAAUAAAUUCUCCCUCUCCAUACAAGAAAAAUGCUUUAAGCAAUUAUUUUUGGAAGCAUCUAAGUGUAGCUUUGAAAAGUGAGAAUUAUAAACUUACUAAGUUGGUAAUGAAUCGCAGCAAUAUAGGUGAUGAAGGUGCUAAAUAUCUUAGUGAAACAUUGAAAAGUAACAAUUGUAAGCUUACUAAUUUGUAUUUUAUAGAUAAUGAUUUAGGUGACAAAGGUGUUAAAUAUCUUAGUGAAGCAUUGAAAAGUGUGAAUUGUAAGGUUACUGAAAUGUCAAUGAGUGGCUGUAAUAUGCGUGAAGAAGGUGCUAAAUAUCUUAAUGAAGCAUUGAAAAGUGAGAAUUGUAAACUUACUAAGUUGGUAGGAACUGCCCGGAAUAUAGACGAUGGAGAUGCUAAAUAUCUUAGUGAUGCAUUGAAAAGUGAGAAUUGUAAACUUACUGAAUUGUAUCUUGACUAUAACAAUAUAGGUGAUGAAGGUGCUAAAUCGCUUAGUGAAGCAUUGAAAAGUGAGAAUUGUAAACUUACUAAGUUGGUAACGAGAGUAUUCACGAUAAGUAAUGAAGUUGCUAAAUAUCUUAGUGAAGCAUUAAAAAGUGAGAAUUGUAAACUUACUAGGUUGGUAAUGAGUGUCAGCAAUAUAGGUGAUGAAGGUGCUAAAUAUUUUAGUGAAGCAUUGAAAAGUGAGAAUUGUAAACUUACUAAGUUAGUAAUGUGUUGCCUUACUAUAGGUGAUGAAGGUGUUAGAUAUCUUAGUGAAGCAUUAAAAAGUAAGAAUUGUGUGAUUACUAAUUUGGUAAUGAGUUUCAGACACAUAGGUGAUAAAAGUGCUAAAUAUCUUAGUGAGGCAUUAAAAAAUGAGAAUUGUAAACUUACUGAAUUGUAUCUUGAUUAUAACAAAAUAGGUGAUGAAGGUGCUGAAUAUUUCAGUGAAGCUUUGAAAAGUGAGAAUUGUAAACUUACUAAGUUGGCAAUGAUUUGCAGCAAUAUAGGCGAUGAAGGUGCUAAAUAUCUUGGUGAAGCUUUUAAAAGUACGAGUUGUAAUCUUGCUGAAGUGUAUAUAACGGGUGACAAUAUAAGUAAGGAAGGUGCUAAAUAUCUUAGUGAAGUGUUGAAAAGUAGGAAGUGUGAACAGUACUUUGAAUCGGAUUUGAUAUGGAACCCAUUAAUAGAUACCUAUAAGCAUUCCACUUCCUGAUUUAAAGUAUAUUAUUUAAACUUUCCUAUGUUCUAUGAAAAACCUAUGCAAAAAAUUCAUACAUUUUGGGACUUUCCUUGCAAAUAAACGUUCCUUGAUUUAAAAACAACUUUGAAUUAUGUCUACUUAGCUAUAUGUUAAUUCAUUGUUUAGAGUAAAAGUAUAGUUUGAUUUGUAAACAUAUAUUGUUAAUUUAUUUGGGUUAUUUUUAAUAUUGUUCAAUUAUUUAAUUGUUUUGUUAACCUUACAACAUUUACUGAAAACAGUAAAAACUGUAACAAACAAUGAUAAACUUCAACGAUUUUCUUACAAUUUGAUUAUUUUAUAAAAUCUAAAUAAUAAACAUGAACAAAUGAAUGUAUUGAGAAAAAAAUACUUUCGAAUUAAAAUUUUUACUAACGACUUUGUGACAUAAAAAGUAUUAGAAAAGUUGAAAGUUCAAGACAAAACCUCUUUGAAGGUCAUCAUUUUACUAAAAUGUGGUUUUUAUACAUUUCUACAUAAAUGUGACUGACAGUGAACUUUUUCUACAAAAGCAUUUAUCUUUAAUAUAUGUUUAUUGCAUGUACAUAUUAUAUGAAAAUCAAAAUAUUUACAGUGUUUUA
Messenger RNA from Xenia sp. Carnegie-2017, 2068 nucleotides. Its product is annotated as NLR family CARD domain-containing protein 3-like. The transcript has 3 exons. The coding region runs from base 75 to 1463 and encodes 462 amino acids. The record is from RefSeq and is a predicted model, not a curated record. NCBI's taxonomy places the organism in Eukaryota, Metazoa, Cnidaria, Anthozoa, Malacalcyonacea, Xeniidae. Gene Ontology annotation, molecular function: protein binding.